CGAGAACCACCCAAAACCCAGCAGGCUCGCCCAACAAAAACACAUAACACAACUUCCUUCGACUUCGACUGCGACUUCAGUUUCAAUUUCGAUUACACAAAAAAAGACCUGCUAUACCAACCACCUCAACCCAAUGGCUGCAUCACCAGCAAAGGUCGCCUCAUCCAAACCGAAUCCAUCCACCGAUGGCAAACCCGUUCAAGUCAAAUUGGUCUUGCUAGGCGAAGCUGCGGUCGGAAAAUCAUCAGUCGUCCUCAGAUUCGUUCAAAAUGACUUCCAAGAGAACAAGGAGCCUACUAUCGGUGCUGCCUUUUUGACUCAGAAAUGUAGACUAGAAGAUAAAAUCAUCAAAUUCGAAAUAUGGGACACUGCAGGUCAAGAAAGAUUUCACAGUCUUGCUCCUAUGUACUACCGAAAUGCUCAAGCUGCCAUCGUCGCAUACGACAUCACCAAAAGCUCUUCCUUAGAUAAGGCUAAAUCUUGGGUCAAAGAACUGCAACGCCAGGGGCACGCCAAUAUUGUCAUUGCUCUGAUUGGAAACAAGCUCGAUUUAGUUCAAUCAGACGCAGAUCAAUCGGCCUCCAAUGGCUCAUCCUCAUCCAACGCAGACGACGAGCCAGAUGACGCCACAGCUACCCCGGACAAUGCCACCUCACUCCCUGACUCGACCGCUGCCAAUCCGAAUCUUUCCUCAUCCUCUAAACGUCAAGUUACGAAGGAAGAAGCCGAAGCUUAUGCUCAAGAGAACAACUUGCUCUUCUUCGAAACGAGCGCUAAAACCGGAGAGGGAAUUGUCGAAGUUUUUACUCAAAUCGCUGGCAAGAUUCCAUUAGAGGUUAUCUUAUCCGGCCGAGGGAAUAACACCGCUGGGGGGAGAGCAGGCGCAGCUAACCGGGGCUCAGGCGGUGCUGGAGGGACAAAUAACACCGAAGAUAGUCGGAUCAAUCUUGCUAACAGCGAGGAGGCAAAGAAAGAUGGCUGCGCUUGUUAAACAAAACAUUCACUUGAUGUUGCUUUAUUGCAAAUAACAAAGACAGUCGCAUCUCAGCUACCGACAUCCAAUGCUCCCGAAUCGCUUUCGUACUGUUGGAUGUCGGUAGCUGCUAUUCGAGCCAGCUUUGUGUUUGAUUUACUAGGCCCUGCUUCUUUUGGAUCAUUCAUCACUUUUCUUCUUUCUUUUCUGAUGUACUCAAUUUUGCCAUUAUCUUACCCAAUCAUGACCUUUUUUUUAGCUUGUCUACAAACAUCAAUGCACUCAUCUUUUUUUAAUGUCUCCUGUUGGCUUGAUACAUCUGUUUAGUAGUAUUACCUACCUACCAUUCCUGUUUCUAUGUCUUUUAUUUGUUUCUUCUCUUCCUCUUUUGCUUACAUUUCCUUUCUGACACG
Puccinia graminis f. sp. tritici CRL 75-36-700-3 is the source of this 1386-nucleotide messenger RNA. Its product is annotated as rab family protein. The transcript is spliced from 6 exons. Lineage: Eukaryota; Fungi; Basidiomycota; Pucciniomycetes; Pucciniales; Pucciniaceae. Gene Ontology annotation, molecular function: GTP binding; GTPase activity. The record is from RefSeq and is a predicted model, not a curated record. The coding region runs from base 134 to 991 and encodes 285 amino acids.